CGUGGUCGCGUGUAUUCUUCGGCUGUUUUUUGACUAGUAAUUCUUCAAUUGGAUUGUCAUGUUCCGACUGAAACUCCUCAUUCCCAUCGCGAAAGUAACAAGGUUACUGCAGAUCGAAGCUCGCAGCAGAGUCCGCUUUCAAGCCUACAGCAAAGAGGCAUUUCGGCAACUUCUCCAACGUGGUGUCAUUCAAGAGGUUUUUCCUCCUGAAAAUGACGAAGUCGGCAAGCUUUUCUCCUCGAAGCAAUGCGUCUACUGCGGCUUCGACCCCACCUCCGACUCUUUGCACGUCGGGAACCUCCUCGCCAUUGUCCUCAUGAUCCACAUGCAGAGGAUGGGCCACAAUGUCAUUGCUGUGAUCGGCGACUCCACGGCCCAAAUCGGCGACCCGAGCGGUCGCCUCACGGAGAGGGACAAGAUGGCAGACGACGCCAUCGAAAGGAACGUCGCGGGGAUCCGGGACAACUUAGAGACAAUCUUCAUUAACCACGAAGAACAUUUCUGGAAAGAUGGUGCUUGCAAGCCCAGCGGCGAACUGGGUCUGCUACGGAUAGUCCGCAACUCGGACUGGUACAACGGACAGGGCGUCAUCCCAUUCCUUGGUACUGUUGGGAGGCACUUCAGGCUGGGCAAGAUGAUGUGCCGCACAAGCGUCCAGCAGCGCAUACGGUCGGGAGAGGGCAUCAGCUUCACCGAGUUCUCCUACCAGAUGUUCCAGUCCUAUGACUGGCUCUACCUGUACGACAAGUACAAGUGCCGCUUCCAGAUUGGCGGCGGUGACCAACUGGGCAACAUCGACUCUGGCCAUGACCUGCUGCGAAGAACGCGAACGCAGACUGCUUACGGUAUUCUGGUGCCCCUGAUUACCGCCGAGACCGGUGACAAGUACGGCAAGUCGGCUGGGAAUGCGGUCUGGCUGAAUCCGAGAAAGACGUCGCCAUACGAGCUUUACCAGUUCUUCAUGCGGCUUACGGACACCGAAGCGGUCAAGUUCCUCCGACUCUUCACCUUCGCCGAGCAGACAGAACUGGACAACCUUAUUGAAGCUCAGAUGAAAAGUCCAGAAAAGAGGGUGGCCCAGAAGAGACUGGCUCGGGAUAUGACGCUCCUUGUCCACGGAGAGAGGGGCCUGAGCCUGGCACAGAACGCGACCGAGAUACUGUUUGGCGGAUCGCGGGCGGACGAGACCCUUCACAGGCUGGACGAGGAAGAGCUUCGGCUCAUCUUCGGCGACGCCGGAUUCGUCCAGCUGGCUCCAGAACCAGGAACGACCGUGCUGGACAUGGCCAUGAAAGCCAGGCUUUUCCCGAGCAAAGAGGACGCUGUGCGCAUCAUCAGCGCCGGUGGCUUCUACAUUAACCAGCAUCGCGUCAACGCUCCCAGUCACGUCAUCGUGCCUGGCGUCCACGUCUUGCCGAACAAAAUCACCUUGGCCCGAGUUGGGAAAAAGAACUACUACCUCAUCAAAUGGAUUUCCUGAUAAUGUGAGGCGGCAGUA
Messenger RNA from Ixodes scapularis (black-legged tick), 1498 nucleotides. RefSeq names its product tyrosine--tRNA ligase, mitochondrial (gene TyrRS-m). Gene Ontology annotation, molecular function: tyrosine-tRNA ligase activity; RNA binding; ATP binding. Gene Ontology annotation, cellular component: mitochondrion; cytosol. Bases 59 to 1480 code for a protein of 473 amino acids. NCBI's taxonomy places the organism in Eukaryota, Metazoa, Arthropoda, Arachnida, Ixodida, Ixodidae. Gene Ontology annotation, biological process: tyrosyl-tRNA aminoacylation. The record is from RefSeq and is a predicted model, not a curated record. The transcript is spliced from 13 exons.